This is a messenger RNA of Pteropus alecto (black flying fox), 2024 nucleotides long. RefSeq names its product chromosome unknown C20orf96 homolog (gene CUNH20orf96). The record is from RefSeq and is a predicted model, not a curated record. Bases 32 to 913 code for a protein of 293 amino acids. The transcript is spliced from 4 exons. Lineage: Eukaryota; Metazoa; Chordata; Mammalia; Chiroptera; Pteropodidae.
CAAAGAAGCAUCGCAGGGUGGUGGAGUGCGCAUGCGUACUCUCCCUCGCCCGUGCCAGGAAGUUUUCCCGCGGUCUCUCGACCCCGCCCUCUCCUCUUCUUCGCGGUCUCUGAGUUCUGGCUUGGCUUGUGUUCCUAGUAAGCUGUGGUUUUGGGUUCGAGACCCCACGCCCCCUUCACGUUUGCUAAUUGCAGCCCCAUGGGUUGGGAAUGAUGAAAGUUCUUUACCGCCCCAUCCACUUUCCAGAUCCAGCCUCUCUGAUAGUCGCUCCACAAUCCACAAAUUCCAGUCUCUGGGUUAUGUUCCAGAGCAGCGGUCCAAGCAGAAAAUCAGGCCAUCUACUCUGCUUCCAGUCCUACAAACCAGUGGCCUUAAGAAAAGCAAAGCGAAGACUUUGACUAGCAUCCAGCCAGAGUAUUCCAAGCCCACCAUGUUGAUGACAAGUCAGCUGAAGAAUCUACAAGAACUGCACAGAGCGAAGUCAGACUCUGGGAAGAUGCAGGCCAAUAUCCGGCUAAUGAGGAAGAUGCUCAGGAACCGGCAGACUUCACUCCAGGAGCUCCGAAACCACGAGGACUUCAUCACCAAACUAAAUCAGAAGCUGAUCAAGAAUAUCCAGGACAUGGAGGACAGCUCAACCCUGAAAGUGCGGGCGCUGCUGCAGCAGCAGGACAUCCUUGGGGUGAGGCUCUACUGUGGCCCCGAAGCCCCGCCUCUGCGUCUCGGUCCUGCCCACUGCGCCACCCUCCUGACACUGGCGCGCUCUCCUGGCCCCUCCCUGCGGGUUGCAGAGCAGCUGCUUCCAUCUGGAAGAUACAUCUUACAUACUUUGCGCCACCUGCCUGGGCUUUGUAAUCAGACUAAGAUGGGGAGCUCAUCCCAAUGCCUACAUUUAUUAGCUAGGAGACUUUGAGUUAACUUUGCGCUCUGUAAAUAAAGCAGGGCUCAAUAGCACUCAACUCCCAAGGGGAGUUAUACUUGGCACACAAUAGGUGUGCAAGGGAAAGUAGCUGGUACUACCACCACCAGGAGCAAAUACUUAUACAAUGUAACACUAGUGAUUUGUUUAUACUCAUAAUCCUUAUAACAGAGUUGUGAGGUGGAUAUUGUUAUUAUCUUUAUUUUAUAUGUGAAGAAAUGGAAACACAGAGAGGCUAGGUGACUUGCUCAAGGUCGCUCUCAGGGUUACCCGUCUAGCAUCUGAGAUUUGGGCCCAGGCAGUCUGACACCAGGAUCUGUGUUCUUUCCACCAGGCUGUGAUUACCACCCUCAUCCAGUGGUGGUACUUCCAGUCUGUGGGUGAAGAGUGACUUUGCGGAGAGCCCAGGGAAUGUCCUUGGCCUUCUCUAGGAGAGGCUGUGGUGAGAGGCUAAAAGUUCACAAGGUGACCAGGAGUUUGGGCUUGAGAAGAGUCAGAGAAAAUGAUUUAAUGGAGAAGUGAUUCCCCUCUGACUGCAGUCUGCCCAGAAAGAAGAGGGACUGAGCUCACCAGAGCCUGUGAGAUGAAAAUAAAAUUAAGUCUUGGAGACUCAACUGAUCUGCUCGGGCUGCCAUAACAAAAUACCACAGACCAGGUAGCUUGAAUGACCAAAAUUUAUUUUGUCAGUUCUGAAGACUGGCGAGACCAGGCGGGUGAGACCUCUCUCCUUGGGAUGCAGACGGCUGUCUUCUUCUUGUGCUUUCACAUGGCCUUUCCUCUGUGCUCACAUUGAGUGAGAGAGAUCUCUAGCAUCUCUUCAGCUUAUAAGGACACUAGUCCUGUAGGAUUAGGACCCCACCCUUUUGACCUCAUUUAUCAUUAAUUACCUUCCUAAAGGCCUUAUCUCCAAAUACAGUCACAUUAGGCAUUGGGGCUUCAAUAUAUGAAUUUGGGGGAGGGGACACAAUUCAGUCUAUAACAGAGACCAAGGACAUACAGAGUUAUUCAGUCCAAGGAAACGUAAUAGAAUAUUCUCCAUACUUAGACAAAGUCUUUCUCUGAUUUUCUGUCUUUGGUUCAUUAAUACAUUUUUUGUUCAUCCUGA